This is a messenger RNA of Xenopus laevis (African clawed frog), 1317 nucleotides long. RefSeq names its product vomeronasal type-2 receptor 116-like. The record is from RefSeq and is a predicted model, not a curated record. The coding region runs from base 390 to 794 and encodes 134 amino acids. The transcript has 6 exons. NCBI's taxonomy places the organism in Eukaryota, Metazoa, Chordata, Amphibia, Anura, Pipidae.
UAGGAGGCCUGAUCACUGCACAUUUAAAUACCUUGCUUGCUCCAUUCGAUUCAGAUGGUUAUCAGGACAUUUUCUGUAUUAACAGCUGCACUGGCAUUUGAGGAAACCACAAGAUAGGACCCAACAUGGAGCAACCUUCUCAUUUGAUGAAAAUGGAGAAUAUAUCACUGGGUUACGGAUCUAUAAAGGUAUCACAGAUGCAGAUGAAAUGAAUAACAACUUCUUUGCUGAGUUUUCACCUUGGGCUCCACCAGAUCAGCAGCUGAACAUCACUUUAUCAUUAAUAAAAUGGAAGACAAAUAACAAUGAAAUCCCAAUAGCUCAAUGCUCAGCCAAUUGUGCCCCUGGACAAAGGAAGGUGCCAAUACCUGGAGCCAAAACCUGCUGUUAUGAUUGUGCCCCUUGUUCCAAGGGAGAGAUCUCCAACACAACUGCAGCUGCACUGGCAUUUGAGGAAACCACAAGAUAGGACCCAACAUGGAGCAACCUUCUCAUUUGAUGAAAAUGGAGAAUAUAUCACUGGGUUACGGAUCUAUAAAGGUAUCACAGAUGCAGAUGAAAUGAAUAACAACUUCUUUGCUGAGUUUUCACCUUGGGCUCCACCAGAUCAGCAGCUGAACAUCACUUCAUCAUUAAUAAAAUGGAAGACAAAUAACAAUGAAAUCCCAAUAGCUCAAUGCUCAGCCAAAUGUGUCCCUGGACAAAGGAAGGUGCCAAUACCUGGAGCCAAAACCUGCUGUUAUGAUUGUGCCCCUUGUUCCAAUGGAGAGAUCUCCAACACAACUGGUUAUUAAAGAUCGGCAUAGAACACCCUGAGUGCUGACAACGCAUCUGACAUAUCACUAAGUGUCUCAGAAAAGUGCUGAGUACGGUAUGCAGAGUGAGUCUUAAUGGCGCCUCAGGUAUGCUAGAUCAGAUAACUAUGCAUUUUUGUUCACAUUAAUAAUAAUUUUUUUGAUUGUCUUGAGACAAUUGGACAUUGAGUUGGACGUUUAUAUGGACUUUUUUUCCUUUUUUCCUUUUUUCCUUUUCUCCUUUUUAGUCGUUAUUUUUGUCACUGGACUGUUACAAAUUUUCACUGAUUGUAUAUAACAUCCCUGUGAUGUCACGAGGAGAGGGUGGGGCAUGGACUCACACACCCCUUGCUCUCACUUUAAAAGAAAUGGUCAUCAUGUAACACAUGGCUUGAUAAAGGGCCUGGUAGGCCCGAAACGUUGCCUAAUUGUAUGAUGUGGGCUUAAUAAAUUUUGGUACACUUUUUGCAACUUGAACACAGUGUGCUGCUGGUUCCUUUCUACAGGAUCGGCGACAACGGCA